AUGCUUACCCGCACAGUUGCGGCUGUUCUCGUUGGCGCCGCCGUUCUCGUGCUCGCCACUUAUUGCGGCGCAUUGGCUCCACCGCCUCAGUCUACAUUGGACGGCUACGCCCUUGAUGCCUGCACCCGUACCGCCAAGAACGCUGUUGCCGCUACACUGCGGUCGCCGCUAACCACAGUGACCAACCAGGCUGGAUUUGGCAUCGACGCGGCGAUAUUGGACGCGGACAAUGAUGGAUACCCCGAUAUUGCCACCGUCAACUACUUCAACGCCUCAGUCAUCAUCUACCGCCACUCUGCUGACAAUGCCAAUAUUAGCUUUAGUCUUGCUGGCUACAUUCCCUAUGGCGGCCUCACCGCCUUCCCGCCCUCGCUCCCGCUCGCCAUCCUGGCAACCGACGUCACCGGCGACGGUCUCGACGACCUCAUCAUCGGCGGUGCGUCGCCGUCGGUGCAGUUGCACAUCAAUCUCGGCGGUGCGUUUGCCCCCUCGACUGCCGUUGUCGAAAACGGCAUUGUCCGUCACAUGGUGUUUGGCGACGUUGACGGUGACGGCAUUGAUGACAUUGUCUUCACCCUCACUCCGUUCACUGCAGGCAACGAGACCGUUCACUGGGUCCGCCUCACCGGUACUAGUAUGGAGGCGACAGCCUCGCUUGUCGGCCUCAUUACGCCUGCGCCUCAGUUCGACUACUUUUACCCAUCUUACGCCACCGUCGCUGUCGCCGACCUCAAUGCUGACGGCCACCUCGACAUGGUCGCCUCGUCGCCGUACACUGACAAGAUUAUGACAUUUAUGACGAGCGGCACGCCCGGUGCCUUUCUCCCGCCCCGCCCGGUUGCAUUUGGCCUUCUCGAGCCGAUCCGCGUCAUUGCCCUCGACGUCAACGUCGACGGCCUGCCAGACUUUGCUGUCCUUGCCCGCACCCUCGGCCGCAUCGGCCAGACGCUGCAUCUCAACACGCCCGGCGCGCCAGGCACCUUUGACCCGCAGCCGACCAUCCUCGACUUUCCGCUUGCCGACUCGGGCGUCGGCCAAUGGUUCGAGGCCGGAGACGUCAAUGGCGACGGAAACCUCGACAUCGUGCUCUCAUCGGCCUCGCUCUCGGUCUCGCCGUCGUUUGAAGGUGCCGCCGCCGGCCGGCCGCCGGUCGUCUACGCCAACCCGUCGGUCGGCCUCUUUGAGCCGUACCGCACCAUCGUUGCCGACUUUAACGGCGACUCGGCCCCCGACAUCCUUGUCUCGACCUUUACGCUUGCCGUCCCCACCUUUGACUCGUGGCACAUUGUGUUUCAGGUCCCCGAUGCCGCUCAGUAUCCGGGUGUUACCCCGACCUUUGCCCCGCCCUCGUCGUUCAGCUCGCUCACGCCCGGAAACGCCAUCCGCCUCAUCAUCGACACCGAUGCCGCCGGCGUGCCGGACCUCCUCUACCGCGGAGUCGAAGACCCGUCGGUUGUCAUCUGCUUUGCUGACAACACCAAGUGUGUUGACGACAUUGUCGUCCUCCCGGCCUUUUCGCUCUCCCGCGGCAUCGCCGUAGGCGACGUCAACGCCGACGGCCUCGUUGACGCCGCGGCCUCGCUCGCCGUCCCUGCUGGCGUCCUUGGCCACCUCACGACCUGGGCUGAGAAUGCGCCCAACUCGGUGGAGCCCUUUUCCUUCCCGCCGCUCGAGUCUUACAUGUCGUUUGCCUUUAUUUGCUCCGAUCUCACCCUCACCGAUCUCGACGGCAGCGCAGACGCCGACUCGGCCCUCAACGACGUGCUCUGUGUCGACUCACGGAACACCACCACCCGCUUUGUGGCCAUCAUCUACAACCGCAAUCUCGCCCAGCCAGGAUACUUGAUGUUUGCUACCCAGCCGACCAUCCUCGCCCCGCUCUUCAACGACACUCUCUUUGCCCGCCCGCUCUCUGCCAACCCGGCCGCCGACUCAGCGACCGACGUCGCGUACAUCCGCGCCAACGGCGAGGUCUACCUCGCACUCGGCUCGCCUGUCGCGCCCUACGGAAUCAAUCCGCUGGCAUCUCUCGCGGCCUCGGGCUCUUCGCCGUUCUUCUCGGCUGCAGUCACAGCUUUUGACGUUGUCGAUCUCAACGGCGAUGCCAUCGACGACAUGCUCAUCACCUACGGCGGCGCAGGCUACGUCGCCUGGCACGCUAAUGUCGACGCUGCUGCACCCGCAUACAGUGGCAGCUCGUACCUGGUCUCGGCUCGACCGGGCCUGGUCGAUGCUGUCGUCGGCGACUGCAACCGCGACGGUCACGUCGACGUCGUCCUCUCGUUCACCACGUCGUCUUCGAUUGAGUGGCUCCGUGGCCUCGGCUCGGGAUCGUUUGCUUCGGCUGCGCCGCUCGUCCCGCUACCGGACAACUCGUUUGUUUCGGGAGGCAUCACCCUCGUCGACUACAACGUCGACGGUGCCCUUGACAUUGUCGCCUCGAACCUGCUCACCUCGUCGCUGCAGCUCCAUCUGCAGAACUCGCUCUGGUCGCGGAUGGACGUCAGCACCAGCAUCACUGUUCCUGUCGAGCGGUGCGGGUACACCAUCGACUGCAUCGGCCAGGCCCUCCUCACCGCCGGCACCUGCAACUCGGACACCAUCCUCCUCCCGCCAGGCACCUACCACAAUUGCUUCCGCUACAAGCCGUACUCGCUGACCAAGUUUGUCCAGCUCCGCCCGCUCAACGGCGUCCCCGGCUCGGUCGUCCUCGACUGCACCGCUCCGGUCUCGCCUGACGAGCGCUAUCUGUUUGCGGUCUCGGGCGGUGCCCGCGUCGUAUUUGAUGGCAUUCACAUCCGCGGCGCCCGCGUCGCGGUCGCCACCUCGACCUCGGGCGGCGCCGCGCUCUCGGCCUCGGGCGCCCGUACCUCCCUUAUCCUCCGCAACAUGGUCUUCUCCGACUGCCUCCACUCGGCGCCAAUCUCGCCGCUGGUGCUCCAGUCAGCCGGCGGCGCCGUCACCGUUCUCGCCGGCGCCUCCAUCCAGGCCAGCAACGUCACCUUUGAGCGCAACGUUGCGUCGUCGCUCGGCGGCGCGCUCGCCAUCAACGACGCGCUUGUUGUGGAGCUGACAGACGUUCACUUUUCGCGCAACACUGCUGACGAUGGCGGUGCCCUCUUCCUCGCUGCCGUCAUCGAGCAGAGCUCGUUUGCCUCGCUCAACCGGGUCUCUUUUGCCGACAACGUCGCCCGGCGCGGCUCAGGCGGCGCCAUCUACAUGUCGGGCGCCGGCGCUUCGGCUGUCGUUGCGACGUUCAACAACGUCACACUUGUCCGCAACUCGGCAGUUCUCGACGGCGGCGCCAUUUAUGCCGACGCGUCGUCGGCCGGUGCCAGCAUCAACGUCUCGGUCACCGACUUUAAUGUCGAGUCCAACACAGCCGGGCGCGACGGUGGUGCCAUGACUCUUGCCGCUAGCCAGUCUGGCGCAAGCGUUGACGCUCGCCUCGCGUCAGGCACGAUCAUGUCCAACUCUGCCGAGCGCGGUGGCGGCGGGCUGCGGAUCCGCGGCGAGACCGCUACCGUCGCCGUCGUCGACGUUUCGGUCGCUGACAACGCUGCUGUCGCCUGGGGCGGCGCCUUUGCCACCACCGCCAAGGCCUCGCCCGACGCGCUGCCGGACCUCCCGCUGCCAACCUUGGUGGCGUCGACGUCUGUCUCGGCCCGCGCCUGUGCACAUCGCGACGUCUCAAGCCUCGGCCUUCAGCUCUCGGGCACAACCAGCGUUGAGAACAACAAUGCCGCGUACGGCGGCCUCGCCUUUGUUUGUGAACUUCCGAUGUCAGGUGCAGCGCCUGUUGCUAUGACAGGCAAUGCUGCCGUCGGUCGUGGAAACGCGCUCUUUGUCUGCCCGCCCGCGCCGGGUCUCGCCACCUGUGACGAUGCGCCCAACGCGGUCGCGCCGUGGGUGGCCAUGGCUGGUACCGAUCUGGGCGGCUCCAAGGGUUCACCAGGCGUUGAGCUCGCGUUUGUGCCGUCGGCAGGAAUCGUGGCGCCGGUAGCCGAGCUCAUUUCGGGCGAGGGUUUGACUGGCGUCCAAUUCACUCUCCUCGAUGUCUUUGGCGUGGCAAUCACCGACCGGGCGACGUCGCUCGAGCUCAAGAUCGUCGGUGAUGGUGCGUCGGCGGCCCAGCUCUCGACGACUGCAGCGCUUUUCCUCACCUCGGACGUCAUCUCAUUUGCCAACGUCCUGGUCGAGGGCGCUGCGAAUAUCCUCUCAGCCAACUCGCAGGUGAGCGUCGCGCUCGAGGCCGGGCUCUCGCAGCCGGCUGGCUUUGCCCUCGAUCUGCCCAACUACAAGUGGAACGUGAACGUGUCGCAAUGCCCAGCCGGGCGCGGACGGACCGAUGACGCGCGGCUCUCCAGCUUUGUGCGGUGCGGGCUCUGCCCAGGCAACACAUACUCGGAAGGACCCUCUGUUGCGCCUUGCAUUCCGUGCCCGGUCGGACAGUUUGCGCUUGUCGAAGGGUCGACCUCGUGCACGCUCUGCCCGCCCAACACCGCGGUCCUUGCGUCCGAAUCGGGCAACGUGAGCUUGGCAAUUGCAACCACCGGCGGGGCAUGUGUGUGCGAGCGCGGAUUCUGGGCUCGCAGUGCCACGAUCAUGGUCGAAGCCGGCUGCGUGCCGUGCCCGGCCGGCGCAUCGUGCCGCGGAGGCCUGGCGCUUCCGGUGGCACUCCCGGGCUCGUUCCCCACAGAAGACCCGGGCGUCUUCCUCGAGUGCCCCAACCCGUCGGCAUGUGCAGGCGGCGAGCCUUUCCGCUGCGCCGAAGGCUACACCGGACGGUUCUGUGGCCGCUGCGCUCAAGACUACUUUGUCAUCGGCGAGACAUGCCACAAGUGCCGCGGACAGUCUGGCCCGCUCAUUGCCAUGUUCCUCAUCGGCGCCUUUGUCCUCGUCUGCUUCCUUGUCUGGUUCAACACCCAGCAGCGAUCAGUGUACAAGUUUGCCGCUGUCAUGAUCGGACUCAACUCUUUGCAGAUCUCGGCCAUUUACGGCCGGCUCAACAUGCAGUGGUCCUCGUUUGCAACUGCAUUCCUCGACGGCAUCUCGUUCAUCAACCUCAACCUCGACCUGACCUCGCCCGAGUGCCUGGCCAACACCGACCGCAUCUACUUUGUCAAGUACUUUCUUAUCAUGUCAUCAACAAUUAUCUUUGCGCUCAUCUUUGUUGUCGUAGGCUUCCUCAUUCGCUUCUUGGUCCUGCCGCGCAUCGCCAAGCGGCGGGAAGCGGCGCUGGAAGAGGCCGAGGACGCCAACAUUCUCACGCCGGCGGCCAUCAAGGAUGCGUGCAUUCGUGGCUACUACCAGGCACUCGUCCUGCUUUACCUGCCGUUGACCGCGAUGGCGCUCUCGUUCUUUGCUUGCCGCGAAGACAAGGAGGGCAUGUACCACAUCGAGGACGCGCCGACCAACGCGUGCUAUGACUCGUUCUACUGGAGCAUCUUCCCAGUCGCACUCCUCUUUGUGGCCGCGUACGGCGUCGGGCUCCCGGUCUUUGUCGUCGCACUCCUCCGCUCGAAGCGCUCAUCGCUCGAUCCGUUCCUCUUUGUCCUCAAGUUUGGCUUUCUCGUCGGGCGGUUCAUGGACCAUGCGUGGUGGUACGAGGCUGCCAUUCUCAUCCGCAAGCUCGGCGUCGUCAUGGCCAUCACCAUCUUCGCCCAGGUCUCGGCGCGCGCCGCCAUCACCCGCGGUGUCCUCGGCAUUGCCCUCGCUCAUCUUGCCUUCCUCCAGCCGUACGCGCGCAAGCAGCACAACAUUCUUGCCGUUGUCUGUCUCGCCUCGUGCACAGCGGUCCUCUGGGCAGUUGCCAUCGAGGACGCGCUUGUCCGUGACAUCAUGCUCAUUGUCUCGAUCUCGAUCAAUGUCCUCGCCAUUCUCGGUGGCGUUGCCUACGACUUUGUGGUCCUCCGCCGUGAGGAGGAGUGGGCCGAGAAGGCCGCGCAUGCCACCGGCGUGCUCGGGACUGAGAUGGCGAUGAUAGGGGAGGGCGAGGGCGAGCGCAUGGCCAUCAACGACCAGUUCUUUGUGGCUGCGACGCCGGCCACCACUGUUAUCUCAUCGUCUGAGGCACACACCGCAGUCAUCUCAGACCCGGCGCUCUCGGACCUGGCCAUCACUGAGGCCGCCGCGACUUGGGAGGCCGACUCGGGAACGAACGUAGACAUGUCGUCAUUCAAGCCGCGAGCGCGCAAGUCGAAGCGGGCCAAGGUGCUCGCGCCCGGGAGCCGACCGUCUGUGCUCUCGGGCCAUAUGCUGGUCUCGUCGGGCGCCGACGAGGUGGACGCCGUCCUGGGCGGUGGUCUCGUCCUGGGCUCGAUGGUGGUGGCUGACGAGGUGACGCCACGAGCAACAUCAGCAAGCACGCUGUUGCGGUUGUUUGCCGCCCAGAGCGUGCUGCGUGGCCCCGCUGCCGACGCCCGCCAGCCGCUCUUCCUCGCCUCACCAGCACCCGCCGCUGUCGCUGCCGCCGCCCUCCCUGGCUCGUACACCGCCCUGCCGGACGAGCCGCGGACAGACGGUGCGGGAGGCGGCAAGGUGCGGUCACGCAAAGCCCCACCGGGCGUGAGCGAUGAUGAACUCCGCAUCGCGUGGCAGUACAAGCAGUACGCCCGCGAGGCGGCCGCGUCGGCCACGCCAGCUGGAAGCAGCGCUCGAGCUGGUGAUGGAGGCUUUGUCCACCGCUUUGAUCUCGGAGCUCGUGCCGGAGCUGAGGCAGUGGCCGCUGUUGGAGUCGACGGGUUUGACCUGGAUGGUGCCGACGGCGAUGGCUUGGAGGCGUGCCGGUUGGCUGUAGCAAGCUUCCUCGCACGGUGCAAGACUGAUGGUGUGGUCGGGCGCGUGGCGGUGGUCGGGCUCGGGGACAAGUCGCGGUUGCGGGCGUCGGUGGCGGAGCAGGUGCGGUUUGUGUUUAGCCUGGGUGCGCUCGUCCGAUCGUACGGCUCGGGAGUGGUGUGGGUGAGCGCCGAGCUGGCGCGGCUGGGGCCUUCCGCGAGCGCGCAGGUUGUAGCGACGGCUCGGAUUUAA
Molecule: messenger RNA, 7029 nt
Organism: Thecamonas trahens ATCC 50062
Lineage: Eukaryota; Apusomonadida; Apusomonadidae
Exons: 4
Coding region: 1-7029 (2342 amino acids)
Biological process (GO): tRNA wobble uridine modification
Cellular component (GO): elongator holoenzyme complex
Source: RefSeq, a predicted model, not a curated record